AAAGGCAUCUAUCUUCACAGAAGAUGGACAAAACACCACAAGCUUUAUCUAAAACAAAAUAAACAAAUAAAAAAGUGGUUUUUAACGAUCAACGUACAAAAAAGAGAGUGACUUGACUAAGAAAACACUGCAAGAAUCUUACACUUACAAUUUUAAUGUAAUAUAAAUUAAUCAUCCACGACUAUCACAGAUUAUUCUUGUUUCUAAACAAGUACCAAUAUUUUGUCAAAAGAUAACUCGCUUCUUCCGUUUCUUUAUUUUGUUUCAAAUUUGCAUGUGUGAGAAUAAUCCAACUUCCAGGAAUCUCUCUAAUGGCAGUAAACAAAGAAGGCGGGAUUUUUUUGUUGAACAGAUCUGAUAUAUAAAGAAUGUUUACAGGGGAGCAUGUAUAAUCACCUCUCCAGUUCAACGGCAAGGUAGAAACAAAGGAAAGCAAAAGAUUGUCAUCACGCACUUGAAGUUUUUCUUUUCUUGAUCUGAUUCAGUAAAAGUAGGGUGUGACAGGGCUAGUUUCUCGUAUGGGGUACAUGGGAGAUUAUAGCAUGUGUAUCUGCUUCCCUAAGAAGUUUGGGGUCACCGAGGCGGGGCCACCGGUUGAUGUGAAGGAGGUUUUCAUGAAGUACGCCACCGGAGGUGGCUCCGGCAUGACGGUGGAACAGCUGAGACGGUUCUUGGUGGAGGUUCAAGGUGAUGUUGAAGCUUCCAUGGAAGAUGCUGAAAGGAUUGUGGAGGAAGUGUUUAAAAGGAGGCAUAACAAUGUAAAGUUACCAGAGCUGGCUUUAAGUCUAGAAGAUUUUCAGUUUUAUUUAUUCUGUGUGGAUCUCAAUCCUCCUCUACUUAAUAAGGUUCAUCAAGACAUGACAGCUCCACUUUCCCACUACUUCAUAUACACUGGUCACAAUUCAUAUUUGACUGGAAAUCAAAUCAGCAGUGAUUGCAGCGAUGUUCCAAUCAUAAAGGCCCUCAAGAGAGGUUUAAGAGUAGUGGAACUCGAUUUAUGGCCAAAUUCUUCGAAAGACGAUGUUCUUGUUCUUCAUGGAUGGACUUUGACAACUCCAGUGGAGCUGAUUAAAUGCUUGAGAUCCAUUAAAGAGCAUGCUUUUUCUGCAUCUCCAUACCCAGUGAUAAUUACUUUCGAAGACCACCUUACCCCAGAUCUUCAAGCUAAAGUUGCUCAGAUGGUGAUCCAAACAUUUGGGAACAUGUUGUUUUGUCCUCCUGAAUCUGAUUGUGUGAAAGAAUUCCCUUCCCCGGAAGAACUGAAAUAUCGAAUUGUCAUAUCAACUAAACCUCCAAAAGAAUACCUUGAAGACAAAAACUUAUCAAGCAGAGGAAGUAACUCUCUCAAAGACAAAGAUUCUGAUGAAGAUACGUGGGGGAGAAUGUCAGCAGACCUCACCAAUGAUGACGAUAAGAGUGACUGUGAUGCAAGUGAACAUAGUCAAUGUGACGGUGACAACGAAGCUUGUGAUCAGCUAUUGCGGCCGUUGGGAGCACCGGCUUACAAGAAUCUGAUCUCCAUUCCAGCUGGAAAGCCUAAGGGAAAGCUGAGGGAGAAACUAAAAGUUGAGAAAGAUAAAGUUAGACGCCUUAGUUUGAGUGAACAAAAGUUUGAAAAGGCUACUGUCUGCCAUGGAACAGACGUCGUAAGGUUCACACAAAGGAACAUUUUGAGGAUAUAUCCUAAGGGUACUCGGGUUAACUCCUCAAACUACAAUCCUUUAAUUGGUUGGAUGCAUGGGGCUCAAAUGGUUGCAUUGAACAUGCAGGGAUAUGGAAAGCCUCUGUGGUUGAUGCAUGGGAUGUUUGGAUCCAAUGGAGGGUGUGGCUAUGUGAAAAAGCCAGACUUUCUGAUGAACGUGGGUCCAAAUGAUCAGGUUUUUGAUGCCAAAGCAAAGCUGCCAGUGAAGAAAAUUUUAAAAGUUAAAGUACACAUGGGAGAUGGAUGGCAUUUAGAUUUCAAACAAAGGUACCUCAAUCUUUGGUCUUCACCAGAAUUCUAUACCAGGGUUGGUAUAGCAGGUGUUCCAGCAGACAAGACAAUGAAGAAAACAAAGAAAAGAAAAGGCAAUUGGACCCGAGUGUGGGAUGAAGAGUUCACGUUCCAAUUGACAGUUCCGGAAAUAGCUUUACUUAGAAUCGAAGUUCACGAAUAUAACAUGUCUGAGAAAGAUGAUUUCGCUGGCCAGACAUGUCUGCCGGUGUCCGAAUUAAGACCAGGCUUCAGGGCUGUGCCUCUGUUUAACCGCAAAGGAGAGGAGUACACUUCACUUAGGCUGCUUCUACGCUUUGAGUUUGUCCAAGUAGAUAUUUAGUCUUUACGUGGGACUGUACUUCCCCACACUCGGGGAUAUGUUUAUGCAAAUGCAUUAGAUAGUCCCACAACAUAUAUACCAGUCUUCCGAAACAAGAACACACCAAAUUUCAAUUUUGGAUCCUGGGGAUGAAAUCAAUUGAACGUUUAGCAA
This is a messenger RNA of Gossypium raimondii (Peruvian cotton), 2468 nucleotides long. Its product is annotated as phosphoinositide phospholipase C 5. Bases 519 to 2315 code for a protein of 598 amino acids. Gene Ontology annotation, biological process: lipid metabolic process; phosphatidylinositol-mediated signaling. The transcript has 9 exons. Gene Ontology annotation, molecular function: phosphatidylinositol-4,5-bisphosphate phospholipase C activity. The record is from RefSeq and is a predicted model, not a curated record. NCBI's taxonomy places the organism in Eukaryota, Viridiplantae, Streptophyta, Magnoliopsida, Malvales, Malvaceae.